AUGGCCGAUCCACUAUCAAUUGCUGCUGGAGUUGCAGGAUUGCUCUCUCUUGGAAUCCAAGUUACCCAAUCUUUAACUGAAUUUUACUCUUCGGUCAAGGAACAAGCUACUGAUGUAGUCAAUAUUGUGCGGAAUCUUGAAGAUCUUCUGAGUAUCUUCCGAUCUCUGCAUGUCGCAAUACAAGAGCGCCGAUCUCGAACCGACGAACAAGAGCUACACCAAACUGUCAACACUGCAGUUCAAAACUGUAAUCAAAUUAUCAAGGAGCUUCAGGGUGAAUGCCUUAAAUUCCAGAAGGGCCAAACUACGGGUUUUCAGGGCCAGGUUCAACUUGCCCGGCGUCGCGUAGCCUAUCCAUUCCGAAAAAGCACUUUACAGAAGCUCGAAGAAGACAUUGGCGAGAUACGUGAACAUUUAUCUUUUGCGCUGGAAGUGCUGCAACUCAGAAGCAACACCUCUAUUGAGGAUGGGAUACAAGAGCUUAGUUCACUCCUUGGAAGGAUAAAUGCAACUCAGUUCUCCUCGUCGAUUCGUGGUUGGCUGAUGGCCCCGGAUGCGACAGAGAAUCACAACGCCUCAUGCGCGAAGCGUCAUACAAGUACAGGGUUAUGGUUUCUCAAGAGCCAUAAUUUUGCUAAUUGGCUAAUCGAGCGCAAUUCCUUCCUCUGGGUUAAUGGAUUCGCCGGGUGUGGCAAGUCAGUCCUAUGCUCAACAGCGAUUCAACACGUAUCCCGCGAGACGCGGGAUAGACACAGCGUGGGAAUCGCUUUUUUUUAUUUUUCCUUCAACGAUAAGUCAAAACAGAGCGGAUCAGGUAUGCUACGUGCAUUGUUGUUGCAGUUGUCAGCCCAACUACAGGGCGUGGAAAGGGAGUUGGAACAGCUGUAUAUGUCAUACAAGUCUGGCACUCCUCCCGUGGAAGCCCUCCUGGCCUAUAUAAAACGUAUUCUCUACAGAUUUAGUGACUGCUACAUAUUGAUUGACGCCAUCGAUGAAAGUCCCCGAGACCGCGAAAGAGAAGGUGUUUUGAAGGUUUUACAAACAAUACGGAAUUGGUCCUUGCCUGUUCUUCACCUUAUUGUGACCAGCCGUGAUGAGCUUGAUAUUCGCCAGUCUUUGAAUCCUUCUCCGGAUCAGAACAUUGUGAUGAAAAACUCAGAUAUCGACAAAGAUAUCGUCAAUUUUGUCUCCUAUCAACUCGCCAAUGAGCCAAAGCUACAGAGAUGGAAAUCACGUCACAGGGAUAUUCAAGCCAAGUUGACUACAAUGGCAGGUGGCGUAUUCCGAUAUGUGGAAUGUCAGUUCACUGCCCUGAAACGGGUGCGAAAUCGCAACCAGCUCGACGAAUGCUUGCGCUCUCUACCCCGUGACCUGGACGAAACAUACGAGCGACUCCUGUGCAAUGUCGACGAAAUGUACGUUGAAGACGUGCGGCGGAUUUUGACUUUACUUUGUUUUUCUACUAGGCCAUUCACUGUGGAUGAGCUGAUUGAGGCACAUGCUGUUGAUCUCAGUGAUCCGCCACACCUUGAUCGUGAAGGCCGAUUGUAUGAGCUGGAUGAUUUGGUGGACAUUUGUCUUGGACUUGUGGAGAUCUUGGUGAUUGAAGAUGACAGUGGACGCCUGACUUCCAUUGGUCGCAUAGCGCAUUUUUCUGUGCAGGAGUACCUACAAUCCAGCCGUAUCCUCAACCAAAAAGGUGCAAGGUUCGCAAUUCGACCAGGACCCGGAAACUCAGAGAUUGCCCAGAUCUGUUUGGUCUAUCUCUUAGAGCCGAUGCUAUUCGGCGACGAUUUUGAUGGAACCAAAUUGAAGCAUAUGCCGCUGGCUCGCUUUUCCGCCAUGCAUUGGUAUUAUCACUUUACAAAUUCUGGCGAGCAAAAGUCCGGGGUUGAAGGAUUAGUGUUGCGGUUAUUCCAGGAUGCGAGAAACUCCUUCGUGACAUGGGUACGUCUAUUUGAUAUGGAUUCGCCUGGGAAUGCGGGCGUUGACAUGCAGCGUCGUAAAGUCGAUAUUGCCUCGCCCGUGUACUACGCAUCCUUAUUAGGUCUUGAUUCCGUCCUAUACUAUAUAACAAUAGUUGCUGUGGGUGGUACAUCAUCCGAAAAGGUGAAUGAAAGAGGCGGACGAUUGGGGAGCCCACUUCAGGCCGCCUCUUAUGGUGGUCAUCAAGAGUGUGUGCAGAUACUGCUGGAUCGCGAUGCCAACGUUGACGGUAAGGGCGGAGCAUACGGCAGUGCUCUCGAGGCCGCGUCUUCUGAAGGCCACGAGAAGAUUAUACAAAUACUACUCGACUGCGGUGCAAAUGUCAACCUCAAAGGCGGAAUAUAUGGCAGUGCACUCUCGGCCGCAUGUUACGGCGGCCAUGGACAGGUGGUGCAGAUGCUGCUCGACCACGGCGCCGACGUCAAUAUAAAGGGCGGAAUAUUCGGUAGUGCGCUCCAGGCCGCAUCACAUGGUGGCCAAGAAAAUGUGGUGCAGAUGCUGCUCGAUUGUGGUGCCAAAGCCAACUCCCAAGGCGGAAGAUUUGGUAGCGCACUAGAGGCCGCGUCUUCCGGUGGCUACGAAAAAGUGGUGCAAGUACUGUUGGAUCAUGGUGCUGACGUCAACGCCGAGGACGGACCAUACGGCGGCGCACUCCCGGCCGCAUCUUCUGGAGGCCACGAAAAGGUGGUGCAGAUAUUGCUCGAUCGCGGUGCUGACGUCAACGCCGAGGGCGGAUUUGACGGUAACGCACUCCAGGCUGCAUUUUCUAGAGGACAUGAAAAGGUGGUGCAGAUACUGCUCGAUCGCGGUGCCAGUAGUCAACUCUGA
Molecule: messenger RNA, 2814 nt
Organism: Penicillium hordei
Lineage: Eukaryota; Fungi; Ascomycota; Eurotiomycetes; Eurotiales; Aspergillaceae
Exons: 2
Coding region: 1-2814 (937 amino acids)
Biological process (GO): innate immune response
Cellular component (GO): cytoplasm
Molecular function (GO): protein binding
Source: RefSeq, a predicted model, not a curated record